GGUGGUCCAACAGGCGCCUUAUACCAGCCCGCCUCUGUUUUGUUUCUACAGAUAGCUCCAUCCAUCAUGGCGAUGCAUGCGAAGGCGACUCCACCACAGAUCCCGGACACCCGCCGGGAGCUCGCUGAGCUGGUGAAAAGGAAACAAGAGCUCGCUGAGACACUGGUGAACUUAGAAAGACAAAUAUAUGCAUUUGAAGGCAGCUAUCUAGAAGACACUCAGAUGUAUGGCAACAUCAUCAGAGGAUGGGACCGAUACCUAACCAACCAAAAGAACUCCAAUAGUAAGACUGAUAGAAGGAAUAGGAAAUUCAAGGAAGCAGAGCGUUUAUUCAGCAAGUCAUCGGUCACAUCGGUUGCAGCAGUUUGUGCACUCGGUGGGAUACCAGAUCACAUGAAUGAAAAACGUGAGGCAGGCAGCGGCACGGAAAGUGACGCCUCUCCAGAUCUCCAGAACCAAGAGAACGAGCCGAGCCAGGAGGACACAGAGGAUGUGGACUCAACGCUGCAAGACCUAAAGCCUCAGAAAGCAGCCUCCUCUUCCUCCUCAGGCAGCCAUCACGGGAGCCACAAGAAGAGGAAGAACAAAAACAGACACAGGUACACGAUGAAGAUUUGACAUGAAGGUUAACAAGAAACCACGAGCUGACUAUUCAACUUAACAAAGACGACUGGAACACCUGGACACACGAGGAGGAAACCUGUAGAGAAACACAAGAUUUCUGGACUUCAUGAACUUUGUAUGCCUUUUUUUCUUUUUUUUUUUUUUUUCUCAUAUUGUCAUAUUUCCGCCUGUGCUGUGUGUAUUGCUUGACACAUCCCCCCCCUGUCACCUAUCUCUGGUCAAGGUUAAGAUUUUGACCUACCAAGUAGAAAUAUGGUGUUGCAUGUUACUUGAGGCCUGAGGAGGCCCACAGCUAGUAACACACCAUUUUGUAUAGUGUUAAAAAAAAGAUUGUAUUUAUUAUGUAGUUAAUUCCCCAUUGUAAGAAUGUUUGUUUUUUUUGUUUGUUUUUUUAGCAUCACAUAGACGUAUGACCCCUGAAUAACCCUGAUUCUUUUAUUACAUGGUUGUUUUGCAAAAAAUUAAAUCAAAUAC
Anoplopoma fimbria (sablefish) is the source of this 1098-nucleotide messenger RNA. It is a transcript of the gene meaf6, whose product is annotated as MYST/Esa1-associated factor 6. The transcript is spliced from 7 exons. NCBI's taxonomy places the organism in Eukaryota, Metazoa, Chordata, Actinopteri, Perciformes, Anoplopomatidae. The coding region runs from base 67 to 618 and encodes 183 amino acids. Gene Ontology annotation, cellular component: NuA4 histone acetyltransferase complex. The record is from RefSeq and is a predicted model, not a curated record.